AUGUCUACUGAAGCCGAAUGGGGAGAAAUGUUCAAAAUGAUGGACGAAUCUGGCAGUGGAACCAUCCCUGCUGAAAAGUUUCCAGGCUGCGUUCGCGGUGCCGGUCUUUACCCAACCGAAGCCAACAUUAAGGAAAUGUUGGAGAAGUCUAACGGAGCCUCUGGAAAGGUCACAUACGAUGAUUACAUGACGCAAAUGAGAUGGCUGGCGAACAAGUACCCCAUUGAUAUUGAUCAAGUGGGUGAGUCAUUCAAGAUGUUCGAUAAGGAUGACAAUGGAACGAUCAGCAAGUCCGAACUUCAACACGUUCUCUGUGGUAUGGGCGACCGAUUGAAUGCUGAAGAGGCCGAAGAAUUCAUCAAGGAGGCUACUAUUGAUAAGAAUGGAAACAUCAAGUACAUGGACUUUUUGAGAGAGGUCAUCAACUAA
This is a messenger RNA of Cylindrotheca closterium, 429 nucleotides long. Lineage: Eukaryota; Bacillariophyta; Bacillariophyceae; Bacillariales; Bacillariaceae. The record is from the annotation of a GenBank genome assembly.